This is a messenger RNA of Alexandromys fortis (reed vole), 1255 nucleotides long. Its product is annotated as leukocyte-associated immunoglobulin-like receptor 2. The record is from RefSeq and is a predicted model, not a curated record. The coding region runs from base 147 to 506 and encodes 119 amino acids. Lineage: Eukaryota; Metazoa; Chordata; Mammalia; Rodentia; Cricetidae. Gene Ontology annotation, cellular component: plasma membrane. The transcript has 3 exons.
AGAGCAUAUCCACUUUCUGUUUGUACUGUGUGUCCUCAUCCUGACAGCAUUCCGGGCUACAGUUUGUUCUAUCCCGUUGCUGUGUCCCACUGUGCAGACUGUAUCACCAGUUCUGUUUCUGUGGAGAUCGGGCAUGAGACACUGCCAUGGUCCUUGGAGCUGCUCUUCCUGGACUUGUGUUUUUAAUGGUGCAGAGGACCUGGGCACAGUAUGGACCACCACCCCAGCCUUCCAUCUGGGCAGUUCCAGGAGCUGUGGUUUCCAAAGGUAGUGAUGUGACCAUCUUCUGCAGGGUCCCUCCAGGAUUGACCACUGUUCUUCUAGUCCGUUUUGUACCCAGUACUUUUUCGCAUGAUGGUACCCCACAGGGAGCCCAGGAGGUGUUUGAAUUCAGUCUGAAGAAUAUAACACAAAGUAAUGCUGGGGUUUACUACUGUGACUACCUUAGGGGAACUAACUGGUCACGAAGUAGUGACAGUCUGGAGCUGGUGGUGACAGGUGAGUAACUGCCUAAGAACACUGUCCUUCAGGCUCAGUCUCUGAUCCAACCUAACUAACUACAUAUGCCCCAUCCAAGGCCCUGCUCUGCAUCUCUGCUCCAAUAUAGUGAUCUCUUCCCUUCUCUCUUCUCUCCUUUCCUCAUUUUCUUUUUAAUUUCCAUUUUUCUUGACAACUUGAUUUUCCUGAAAACUUGAUUUUCAGUUUUUUUGAGACAAGUUCUCACAUAUUUCAGACUGUCCUUGAACUUACUGUAUAACCAAGCAUAAUCUUGAAUUUAUGAUCUCUCUGCUUCUAUUCUCCUAGUGCUGGUGUUGUUGACCUGAUUUAUGACACCAUCCAUAUGCUGAUAGACAUAGAAUAUGGGGCACUGUGUAUAUUAGGUAAAUUAGGCAAGAACUUGACCAACUAAGAUUCAACCGAAGACCUUCUGCUUUGGUGUGUGAUCCUCAGUCUGUCCUGACCAUAUUGCAGCCUCUCUUCUGAGUGGUGAUCAUAUUGCCUAAGGGAUGGAGUUAACAGGAACUGACAGGGGCUUUCUGUCUAUGUAGAGCCGUUCUGUGGUGCUGGUUCAUAAAAAAUAAUACAAACAUGUUUUGUGAUCCCUAUAGAUUAGCAGUAGAUGAGUUUCCUCUUGUCUUCAUCUUUCUUUUCUCUGGUCAGACUCUGAACUGUAGGCUCAUUGUUAAUCAUGUUUUAAAUAACAGAGUUGUCCUGGCUAGUUUUGUGACAACUUGACACAAGCUAGAAUCAUUAG